GAAGCCCCCGGUUCUUUGGAUUAAUUUUUCAUGACCCCGAGGGAGCUUUUGGGAUUCCGUUUCCCCCCCCAGACUGGGAAUAUUUGUGUGGCUGCUGGUCACGGUGUCCUCGCUGCCGCCGCCUCCCCUUGGUGGAAUUCUGGCGCUCCGGGUGCGACGAUGGGGGGGCGGCAAAGGUGGUGCCUCCUUUGCCUCUGGAUCCCCCUAGCCCUGGCGGUGGAAGAAAGUCUCAUGAACACCAAGCUGGAGACAGCGGAUUUGCAGUGGACGACGUACCCACCUGUAGAUGGCCAGUGGGAAGAGCUCAGCGGGCUGGACGAGGAGCAGAACAGCGUGCGGACCUUCGAGGUGUGCGGCGUGCGCAACCCCAACCAGAACAACUGGCUGCGGACCACCUUCGUCCCGCGCUCGGGCGCCACCCACGUCUACGCCGAGCUCCGCUUCACGGUGGUGGAGUGCUUCUCCAUCCCGCAGGUCACCCGCUCGUGCAAGGAGACGUUCAACGUCUUCUUCUACGAGGCCGACUCCGACCUGGCCACGGCCAACUUCCCGUCCUGGAUGGAGAACCCCUACGUCAAGGUGGACACGGUGGCGGCCGAGCACCUGACCCGGAAGCGGGCGGGCACGGAGGCCUCUGGGAAGGUCAACGUGAAGACCCUCAGGAUCGGGCCCCUCUCCAAGGCCGGCUUCUACGUGGCCUUCCAGGACCAGGGGGCCUGCAUGGCGCUGCUCUCCGUCCGCCUCUUCUACAAGAAGUGCCCCUCCGUCACCGUCAACUUCACCCUCUUCCAAGAGACGGUGCCCAAAGAGCUGGUCAUGUCCGUGGCCGGGCAGUGCGUGGCCAACGCCGUCAAGGUCAGCUCCCGGCCGCUCAGCAUGUACUGCCGGGAGGACGGGCAGUGGGCGGAGCAAACCGUCACCGACUGCACCUGCGCCCCGGGCUACGAGCCCUCCGAGGAGAACACCAAGUGUCGAGCCUGUGCCCCGGGGAUGUUCAAAUCAUCCCAAGGGGAGGGGUCUUGCCAGCCGUGCCCCUCCUUCAGCAUUUCGCAAUUCCCGGGCUCAAACGAAUGUCUGUGCCGCCUCGGAUACUACCGGACCAAGAAGGAGCCUCUGACGAAGCCAUGCACAAAAACGCCGUCCGCCCCACGCAGCAUCAUCGCCAAGAUCAACGGCUCGGUGGCCGUCCUGGAGUGGAGCGAGCCUUUGGAAAAUGGCGGCCGGGACGAUGUGGCUUACCACGUCGUUUGCCACGAGUGCCCGGAAGGGCAAGGUUGCCGGCUCUGCUCCCGCAUGGUGUACGCCCCCAGGCCCCGGUGGCUGGUGGAGCGCACGGUCACCGUGGAGGGCCUUCAGCCCUACGUCACGUACUCCUUCCAGAUCCAGGCCGUCAACGGCGUCUCGAACCAGAGCUACAACCUGCCUCAGUCGGAAUCCAUCAAUAUCACCACCAACAAGGACGUCCCACAGCCUGUUUCUGAGGUCCACCCCACAUCGGUGAGUCCCAACGGGGUGUCCUUGUCGUGGCCUCCCAUCCAGCCCCCCACCGGGAGCAUCUUGGAUUACGAAGUCAAAUAUUAUGAGAAGGGCGUCGGGGGCCCCAUGUUUGAGAAGACCUCUGUGAACCGGGUGUCCCUGACUGGCUUGCGUCGAGGGGUGGUGUAUGGCGUUCAGGUCCGUGCCCGGUCCGAGGCCGGCUACGGAGGCUUUGGGCCUGAACGGGCCUUCCAGACGCUGGGGGCCGAGUCGGGAAGCAGCACGGAGAAGCUGGCGCUCAUUGUCGGCACGGCGGCCUUGGGGGCGCUGCUGGUCCUGGCGGUGGCCGUCGUGGCCGUCGUCUGCCUGCGGCGCCAAGGUUCCUCCAGGUCGCGUGAGCCGGAAUACUCGGACAAGCCUGGGCAAUAUCUGAUUGGCCACGGCACCAAGGUCUACAUCGACCCGUUCACCUACGAGGAUCCAAACGAGGCCGUGCGGGAAUUUGCCAAAGAGAUCGAUGUCUCGUACGUCAAGAUCGAGGAGGUCAUUGGUGCAGGUGAGUUUGGGGAGGUGUGUCGCGGCCUGCUGAAGGUGCCCGGGAAGAAGGAGAUCUACGUGGCCAUCAAGACGCUGAAAGGGGGCUACACGGAGAAGCAGCGCCGCGAAUUCCUCAGCGAGGCUAGCAUCAUGGGCCAGUUCGAGCACCCCAACAUCAUCCGCCUGGACGGCGUCAUCACCAACAGCGUGCCCGUCAUGAUCAUCACGGAGUUCAUGGAGAACGGGGCGCUGGACUCCUUCCUGCGGUUGAACGACGGCCAGUUCACGCCCAUCCAGCUGGUGGGCAUGCUCCGAGGGAUCGCGUCCGGCAUGCGCUACCUCUCUGACAUGAGUUACGUGCACCGGGAUUUGGCCGCCCGGAACAUCCUGGUGAACAGCAACCUCGUCUGCAAAGUUUCCGAUUUCGGGUUGUCUCGCUUCCUUGAAGAGAAUUCGUCUGACCCCACCUACACCAGCUCCCUGGGCGGGAAGAUCCCGAUCCGGUGGACGGCCCCAGAAGCCAUCGCCUUCCGCAAGUUCACCUCCGCCAGCGAUGUUUGGAGUUACGGCAUCGUGAUGUGGGAAGUGAUGUCGUUCGGAGAGAGGCCCUACUGGGACAUGUCCAACCAGGAUGUGAUCAAUGCGAUUGAGCAAGACUACCGGCUGCCGCCCCCUACGGACUGCCCCACGUCACUGCACCAGCUGAUGCUGGACUGUUGGCAGAAGGACCGGAACGCCCGGCCCCGCUUCGCCCAGAUCGUCAGCUCUCUGGACAAGCUGAUCCGGAACCCGGCCAGCCUCAAAAUCGUCUCGCGGGGCAACGGAGGGCCGUCGCACCCACUCCUGGACCAGCGGCUCCCGCACUACUCCUCCUUCGGGUCCGUGGGCGAAUGGCUCCGAGCGCUCAAGAUGGGCCGCUACGAAGACAAUUUCGCCAACGCGGGAUUCACCUCCUUCGAGCUGGUCAGCCAAGUCUCAGCCGAAGAUCUGCUCCGAAUCGGGGUGACUUUGGCCGGGCACCAAAAGAAGAUCUUGACCAGUGUGCAGAAUAUGCGCGUCCAGAGCAAAGCCGGCCCGUCGGUGGGGGCCAAAGGAGGACAUUACUGACCCCGAGGCUGCGAGGGGCGAGAAUCCAGUUUAACCUGUCCGGGGGCUUCCAGCGACCAGGAACCCGGCUCUGGAGAUGUGGCCUCCUGACGUGGGACAGCCGCUCCCAUCCGCCCCCCCCCCCCCCCGGCCUGAAUAAGCCUCCCUCUUUCACGUUCCUCCAAAUAUCUUCUGCAUGGGAAGAGGCUGCCGAGAUAUUUUCAUUCUUAAGACUGGCUCAAGGGAGAUCGUAGAUUUGCUGGCGGAGGAGAGAGGCAGUUUCCAGUCAAGUUAUCCAAGGGCCGCGUCUCGAUGGAGGAUUUGUUCUCUUUUCAAGAUGGCUGCCAAAGCCCUCCGGGUCUUCCGGCCCCGGCCCUGUCGUUUGGGUCUCUCCUUUUGUGGGUUGAUGAACCUCCCAAGGGCGCCUGUGCCUUCUCGUAGUCUUCCAAACCCUCAGGAUACUGGAAAUGCCAAAGAUGGCCUCACAUUUGCCAGUUCCCCAGAUGGCAGCUCUGUCACAAAAUGGCCGCCCUUCUGUUGUCUUCAGGAAUGGCUGCUCCAUUCGUUGAAGACGCCAAGGUGGGCGCUGUGCUGGAAUGUACAUGGGAGGGAAGGGGGAAAUUCUUUUGCUGUUUCCAUGGACUGCCUGAUUUCCAAGAUGGCCAGCCAGUGCAGGGACACUCAAGUUUAGCAGUUUUACAUUUCUGAAAUGGAGGUUGCGGGUUUCCUGUACCACUCUGCCAUCUUUUUUUUUAACCUUUGCCUCACCGGAGUGGUGCCCUAUUUGGAGAACAGGUAUGGGAUAAUCACCAGCGGCCUUAUAAAAUUUGUCGCCCAUCCUUUUGAGGCGAUGGGAGGGUCGCCACCCGCUGUCAGAUGAAUGGGGAGUCUUUCUUGAAGAGAAACUGUCCUAUUCCGCUAUGAUGGUGGGUGGGUGGGAUGGAGCUGGGGUUUCCAUACCCCUGAGGGUGCAGCCCCGAACUCUCCAUGGCCCAAAAGCCAAAGAAUGACUGACGCCGGCACGUUGUGGCACUUGGCAAUGUUGCCGGCACAAGCGUGGGACUUUUAGAUGAUGUCAUAUCCGUGCAAAGCGGGAGUAAACUUGCAGCUGUGUGAUGUCAUCAGGAGCAGGAGUGACAGCAUAACCUCUCUGCCUAAUGAUACUGGAGCGAGAAGCUUUAAUAGAAAUGCCCCGAAUAUGGGAUGAACCAUUGUGACGAUAUAACCGUUUGACAAUCAGAAAACACUGCACUUUCUGAUGAUAUCAUUCAUUGUGAUGAUGUCACAGGAGAGGAAAAAAGUGAAGCUUUGGAUUGUGGAUACUUCAUGUUGCUUUUAAGGGCGUUGGCCGAUGGCGUGUGAGACCAAGAGUAGCUUGGAGAAGACUAAGGAUUUCCCGGGCACUGGACUGUGAUGUCAUUGCAGUGUGACGGCAGAGCCCUGUCGUUCCCGCUGUGAUGUUUAGCUGUGAUGUCAUCUCUGUGUGACUGCUGCACUGGGAUAGUGGGAUGCAACUUGCAGGGGCGCUAAAGCUAGUGAAAGGAGAUUUCUAGUUUCACUCUUAAUGACAUCAAAACAAUAUGCCUCUGGAUAAAGCGUGGGCGCUGAUAGAUGAUGUCAUAGGAACAGGCCUGUGAUGUCAUAACAGCGCUGCUUCUUUUGUAUCAUGUCUUUAACCUUCAUAUUGAAGGUGGUGAUGUUGCUUUUUAUUAAAAAAAAAUGUAUCUUAUAAACCAAAA
Molecule: messenger RNA, 4838 nt
Organism: Elgaria multicarinata webbii
Lineage: Eukaryota; Metazoa; Chordata; Lepidosauria; Squamata; Anguidae
Gene: EPHB4
Product: EPH receptor B4
Exons: 16
Coding region: 31-3120 (1029 amino acids)
Biological process (GO): protein phosphorylation; axon guidance; ephrin receptor signaling pathway
Cellular component (GO): dendrite; plasma membrane
Molecular function (GO): transmembrane-ephrin receptor activity; protein binding; ATP binding
Source: RefSeq, a predicted model, not a curated record